This is a messenger RNA of Cherax quadricarinatus, 2419 nucleotides long. Its product is annotated as mitochondrial import inner membrane translocase subunit Tim10B. Gene Ontology annotation, biological process: protein folding; protein import into mitochondrial matrix; protein stabilization. Lineage: Eukaryota; Metazoa; Arthropoda; Malacostraca; Decapoda; Parastacidae. The record is from RefSeq and is a predicted model, not a curated record. Gene Ontology annotation, molecular function: zinc ion binding; protein-folding chaperone binding. Gene Ontology annotation, cellular component: mitochondrial intermembrane space chaperone complex; mitochondrion.
ACUUUUCUAUGGCUAGAUAAGACGUGAGAUGUUGGUCGAAAUAACGGAUCUUGGCACAACCUACUGCUAUUUUUUAAGGAUUUUCUGGUCCUCUACAAUCAGAUAUCAGAACGUUGUUUCAACUUAUGUGUUACUGGGUUUAAUGGCCGCAGUUUGUCAGAGGUAGAGAGAUAUGGAGGCGUGAAGUUUGCAGAAAAUGAGCCCCGUAUGGCAACAGCGGCGACUGCCGCUCACCGGUAAACUUUGGUUUACUUGUAUUUGAAGACGGCCUGUGUGGAUCGUUGUGUUGGAAAGCACAUAAGUGUGAACCACAAGAUUAUGUCAGUUUAUGCAGAAGUUCAGCCCAUUUAUAUGCAGCGACGCAUUGAUGAGAUGAAUAAGCAGAUUGAAGCUCAGCAGAACCUUGUCCAAGAGCAGCAACAAGUGGAUCAACCAGUUUAAGUGUAAUCAUUGAAUGUAUUUUAUUACUAACCACUGUUGACUGCUGUGUAUUCUUUAAUUAUGGCAUACAUUGUAAAAGUAGCAACAAGAUUUUUAGGGUAUAACAUUGGAAGAUCAGCUUUAACAGCUAUACCAAGAACUUUGUUUGCAAGAAAGUUUGAGCUUCUAAUCAAGGAUAGCAACAUAAAUCAGCAUUUUCACAGUACUGUAGCUAAUUUUUGUAGCCAUAGUUCUGGUAAGCAUGAAGGACAUGAUAAGCAAUUAGGGAAAAUUGAACCCAUGUUUCAAUUAACAUAUACAUGUAAAGUAUGUAACACAAGACAGUCUAAGACAAUUUCCCAGCUGGCUUACAAAAAAGGUGUAGUCAUAGUUACCUGUGAGGGUUGUGCAAAACACCAUCUUGUGGCAGAUAAUCUUGGAUGGUUUUCAGACCUUGAUGGCAAGAAGAACAUUGAGGAUAUCUUAGCUGCAAGGGGUGAAAUGGUAAAAAGAGGCCAGGUAUUCUCAAUGGACGAUCAUGGUAGUUCAGAUAAGAAUUGUAAUCCCAGCAAUCAGAACAGUUGUAAAGAGGAAGAUGAAGCCACAGCACAGGCAGCAUUGAGUACUGUCCAAGACACACUUGAACUGAUGGCUACAAAUGAACGUGAUUCAGAAGAAUUGAAAAAUGAAAAGCUUAGAAAAACUUAGAAAUUAGUAACUUGUUGGCACUUUAGAACAUGCAGUAAUGGAAACAAAUGUGGUACUUGUGUUGGUAGGCUUACCAGGUGUUGGCAAGUAAACAUUUUUUAAAAAGCUUCUGUUUUACUUAAUGCAUAAGUGGGAAGGACACACAGUUCACAGUAUUUAUGUGUGCUGUGAUAAAUUAAUUAAAUUUUCUCUCCAAGAGAAAUUUUUUAAACUGAAACAGUUUUGUGAGAAAAGUUAAACUAAAAAUGACAGCUGGAACACUGCAAGACAUAAUGUAUAUUCAUCAGUUCACCCAGUGCUUAAAAAUGGAAAGUCAAAAUGAUAUGAGGUUUUAAUUUCUUUAAUAUAUUAGAUAAGGUUGUAGAUAAAGAGGAAUUGUAUGUAGCUUUAUUGGAUGAUCAUUUUUAUUAUAGGAGUUUGAGAUAUGGAUAUUUUUAGUUAGCAAGGAAGCAGACAGUUGGAUUUUGUCAGCUGUAUAUAGAAUGCACCACAGAUAUGGCUAUUCGGCAAAAUAUACAUAGACAAGAACAUGUUCCUUCUGAGGUAAUUGAAGACAUGACAGCAAACUUACAACCACCUCUGCCAUGUGAACACAACUGGGAAUCUAUCACAUGUAUUCUCCAAGAUGACAAUCUUGAUAAAUCACAAGGUGCAUGGUACUUGAUCUAUCAGUGCUUUAUGUCACUAGUACCUCAGUUAAAGGACUGUGAAUUAAAAAGCAGAAGCACUUAUAAAAUUUUCCCACAGCAUUGCUCAUCAAGGAGAUAUAUGUAUAUGCAGUCACCUGUCAGCCAAGUAAUAAGAGCAGUACACUUGAAAGGUAAUGUGAGAUCCAAUGAAUUAUCAUCUUUGUCUUGUGGUGUAAAUGUGAUCUGUCAGUCCAUUUUGGCUGCAGUAUGAAAUGGUAUUUUGUGCUUCCCUCCUUAUCUAGUAGAAACUGUUAUCAAAUUUAAGAAAACAACUGCAUAAGAGUUGAAGUUCUUCCUUAGUCAUGUUGUGUAUAUACUGUCUUAAAAAAAUCUUCAAAGAAACCAUUUUGAUAUUGCUGUAGGUUUUUUGUAAGAGUAAAGGCUGAAUACAUUUACUCCUAGAUUUUUUGUCUUUUAUGUAGUACAUAUGUGAAAUUACAGUACAUGAUAAAUUAUGCAAUAAAAAAAGUAUUCUUCAGCAGUUUCUUUUCAGAUUACCUACACUAUAGUGGUUAUUGAUUUACAUAUACACUAAAGUAAAGCAGUUGUAAAUUUUCUUAAUAUUAACAUGUAGACUUUGGUUUAAUAAAAUUUAAACUUGG